ACGAAUUUUAGGUUGGCAAUGUCGCUGAAAAGUGCGUUUGAUUUGAUGGCAUUUAUAAUAUUCAAUUUGGCGAAAAAAUAAACCGCUUAAAAUAUUUACUGUUAAGAGAUAAGCAUAUUCCAACACAAACGGUUUUAUUUGAAAUACACAAGUAAGAAAUCUAUCGCUACAAAGUGAAAUAAUCGCUUGCAAAAGCUAUAUAGCGUCGCCAUUUCUGCAAAAAUCUGUCAAACAACCUCAAGGUUUGUCUGUCAAAUGGUUAUUUCAGAAGUAAACAAUAAUAUAUAUCAGAAAAACUAUAAUUACAUUAAUUACUCCUCUAAUUGCAUAUAAAAUACACAUCACUUCAGUUUAUUACAAGUAUCAUUUGCCUUCUUUCAUUAGCAGUGUGCUUUGAUGACUUUUUAGGUCAAGUCUCUGUGACCAAUAUGGGCAUACCUAUGAGGACCAAGGCGGCAAGAGCAGAGGCAAUUUGAAUGGUCAGAAUGUGAAAAGUGUGCCUAAAUAUCCUAGGGAUCAUGCAAGGAUCCAAAAAGAUACCGCUCACCAAUCUUAAUCCAUACAUAACUUGCAAGCUCUGUAAUGGAUAUUUUGUUGAUGCUACUACUAUCAUAGAGUGCUUACACAGCUUUUGCAGAAGCUGUAUUGUGAAAUAUUUAGAAAAGAACAGAUACUGUCCUGUCUGCGAUGUGCUGGUUCACAAGACAAAGCCUCUACUCAACAUCAGACCUGAUAAAACUAUACAGGACAUGGUCUACAAAUUGGUUCCCAGAUUAUAUCAAAAUGAAAUGCGCAGGAGAAGAGAAUUUUAUAAUAGCCAUCCUGAAGCUAAACCGUCAAACUUGGAACAAUGUAGUGAAGCUGCAUAUUUGCAUUUAUUAACACCCGAGGAGACUGUUUGUCUCACUAUGGUGUACCAUGACUCCGGAGGCAAACCUAGAUAUCUGAGGUGCCCUUCAGCAGUUACAGUGAAUCACCUGAAAAAAUUGAUUCGAGCAAAAUAUGACCUGACAGAAAACCACAGAGUUGAUAUACUUUACAAUCAAGAUUGCCUUACCCCUAACCUUACAUUAAUGGAUAUAGUAUAUAUUUAUCUUUGGAAAAAGAAAGGACCAAUAGAAUUAACGUAUCGGAUCUACGAAAAUAUCGCGAAGAAGCCGAAAUUAGAUCUUUCCGAGUCAUCACACACUGCACCACAAGACAACACAAACAACAACAAUUGGAAAGAGGUGCAGCUUCGUAUCAGCGAAAACGGUGAAAUGUCCAUCACAGAUAUUCAAGGCGCCUCCAUUGAUGAGCUUGUAAAUACUGAACCAAAGUACAAAAACGAUGUGGUGAUGGUUGUUGAUUCCAACGUGUUACCAGCAACCAAAAAAGAAAUUCCAGAAUUGAAGCCUGUCAGCGCCCCACCCUGCAUUUUGACAGCAUCUAGUAUUCUUGCAUCUAGUAGCUCUCCAGUGGUGACUGAUUCUCUGGUGAAUGAAAUGAAGCUGCCACCGUGCCUCGUAGCUACAAAUGAGGGGAACAUUGGUUGCGCGACACUGUCUUCUGAGACAAAUACUACAACAGUGUACAGUACAAUAAAUACCUCGAAAUGCAGCACAACAAGUGAAGUAAGCAGUUACAGUGUACCGAAAAACAUCGAUGUUGUGAUAGAAAAAGUCGAGCCGAAAGUGUCUGAAAGCACGGAUGUUAAAGUGAACGAAUGUGCCGAACCAAAGGCGCCGCUGCAAAACAGUGGCGUGAAGAGGAAGUGUGAUACGGUCGGUGAGGUGGAACCACCUCCUCCAAAGCAACCGAAGCCUACGAUACUGAACCACACGAUCGGGCUGUUGAAUCUCUCUAACAAUCAUCCGCUGAAGAAGCAUUCGAAGCUAAACAGAAAUGGCGAGAAUAUUAAUAUACCAAAGAUCCCAACUUCGGAGGUAACAAUCACGCCGGCGACAACCAUCAGCAGUUCCGCGAACAAGCUGAGCAACACUACAACAGUUAAUACCGCAAAACCCAGCACCUGUACUACCACAUCGAGUACCGAGAAUCAGAGUGGUACGUCGUUUCCUAAACAGCAGAUCUUCCAGAACAAGGCUCUGUCAGUGGCUCAAAUCAGCAUCAGCAGGCCAGGAACACCCAUCACGGUGCCUAAACCGGCCAUCUCAAUCACUAGGACAUCGGGGAAUCCCCCUGCUCCGGCGACUAAGCAGCCGGUUGCCAGUGUCGCCACGUCUUCGUACGUUGCGGGUGGAGCUCUCUCCAAAGCGCCAUGUUACGUGCCCAGGCCGCAUUAUAGUCCGAGCAUCACCGUAUCUAAGGCUGUGACUACGAUCACGACGCAGAGUCCUUCUAGCAGCGCGACAGCUACAUCCGCAACCACCAUCACGCCAGUCUCGACAUCUCUGAAACCUGAAGUGCGAACGUUGAACGCAAACUACUCCCCAGUAUCGCUAACUCCGCAGCAACAACCGCAAAAUGUCGCGAAUCCAAACAACAAACUGAACAUCAAGUCGAAACCAAGUACGCCUAUUGGGUACAAGACGCUGCGUGAUCCUCCGAAAAGUUGGAACUCGCAGAUAUCGAAGGCGAAUUUGAGCAAGUCUCCGCAACCUGACCCGAAAGUGGAUCUGAAGAGCGUCAGACCGGCCAAGUUUUUCAAAAUGAGGAACAAUAUGCCGCGGUAUUUAGGAAACCCAGCAUCAGGAGUGAAACCGAUGUACCAGGUACACGUCACUCCGGACAAAGACAAGGCUCAAGAACCUCUCAAAGCGGAGAAGAGCGAAAUCAAGAAGCAUUCCAUCGUGAAGAUCGACCCGAAGACGCUGAAGCCAAUCUCGGAGAAAGCACCCGAUACGGCGAACCUCAGCAAUCAUCGUGCGCACAGCCCUAGCUCGUCGAAGAACAGCGCUACAGCCGCCGCUCAAGCGUUGGCUAAUCACAAAGCCAUAAGUCAGGCUUUUUCAGCAGCUGGUCUGAGCGUCACUCUGACCGAUCCGCUUGCGAGCGCUGCCAGCGGUAUUACCGGCGACCUGAAGAUCAACACUAGCUCCGUGUCGAUAUUCAAUCCCUUGAAGUUGCAAAGCAGCUCGCCUAAGGGCGACAGGAAAUCGCCCAAGAGCCCGCAUUCGCCCAAGAUGAAGACGGCUGCUGCUUCACCAACUGGUGUGAAUAAGCGAGAAAAGCCAAAGGUAAACUUCACCCCGCCGAACCCAUUCGUGCCCAUGAGCCCCACUGGUUCACCGUUUCUAUACAGCGGCGGCGCGACAGCUGGCAACGUCGCAUCGACCGUCACGUCACCAUCUAACGCUGCUGCGACAGCUGGAGGAUUCCCGCCACCUUAUGAUCCACGGGUCAUGGCCGCCUACCAGUACAGCCUCUGGUACGGACAACGUAUGGCGUUUCCUGGAGCUCCCCUACCGCCUGGCUUGGCGCAGUUUGACGUGAUGGCGGCUUCACACGCUGCUGCACAAGCGGCGGCAGCGGCAGCAGCUGCCGCGCAUGCGCAACAGCAAGCGAGCGUGUCGAAAACGGGUGAUAUGCAUGUCACGUCCAAUAUCGGGAAUAAGAGAACGAGUUCGCCCAAAACUAUUAUGAACCCACCUAACGCCACCAUCACUUCUCGAACGGAAAAUCUUCCACCAAAGUCUCCAAAACUGCCAUCAACCUACAAAAAAUCUCCGAAAGAGGCGAAGAACGAGAAAAGUCUUGAAAAUGCGGUCGAGAAAUUGACGCAGAAUAGGCAUAAGGAAAUUGCCAAUAAACAGGAACUUCUAAAAACAAACAUUCCAAAACCAGAUGACAAGAAAUUACCAACUAAAGACGUUGAAUCCAAAGUCCCUAUAAAAGAUUCAAAAGAAAUGCCUCAGAUAGAAGACAAAGCUGCUACAGACAAAGCACUCGCCAUGGAAGAAGUUAAAAACAGCGCUAACAAAGCUAAAGAAGCAACGGAAGUCGAAAAAAAGAUUGAAGAAAUAGUCAGCAGCAAAGAAACAAAAUCCAUCACUGACACUAGUGACACUCCUACAGACUCUGCUGAAAAGCAUGACAUACUAGUGUCAAAUGACACUCAGAAAACUGAAUCUGAUACCACUAAACCAAAAAUAAACUGUAAUGCAGACAAAAACGAAAAACAGAAUUCGGAAAAAAACAAUGAGUGUGUAAGCAAAGUUGAUGAUUCAAGCAAAACCACAGAUUCAAAUAGAACUACGGAGAACAGUGAUACCACGUGUGAUGCCAAGAGCAGUGAAGUGAAUCAUGUGAAAAAGAUUGACGUUGAGUUAAACGUCCCAAGUGAUGAAAACGAUGGUUGUAAUAAGGUUAAAAAUGGUGAGAAUAUAGCGGAAAAAGGUAAAUGAUUUGGUUUGGUUUGAAGACUUUCUGUUUCCAUGGUUAUAUGUAACCCUAUGCUGGUAAAUUUGGUUAUUUUCGAUACUUUUAUUUGGUUCAGUAAGUCUGGAUGAAGCAUGGUAUGCCGGGAAGCACUAUACACGUGUACGUGGUCAAAGAAAUGUCUAAAAUACCAGCAUAGUGUGACUAAGAAUAUCUCAAGUAAAUAGUAGAUUUUUUAAUUUACCUAAAAGGAAGAUUUAUCGGGUAUUUGUAUUUUGUUUGUAAGUUUUCAAAAAAGUGCCUCAGUCCGUAGAUAUCUAUUUUUUGUACAACAUUAUGAUCAUUGUAAAAAUAGCAGCUGUUAAGGUGCCUUUCUACCUUAUGGUUUCUAGUACCCUAGUUAAAACACUUUCCCAUUUCACACCAAUACUCUGCUUUAAUAGACUUAGACAGUUUUCCAAUCAUUCUAUAGAAUUCCCACAGAUUAUCAAAAAUAUGCUUAGAGUGUGCAUAUCCUCAGUUUGAAUGCUGUAAAAAGCAGACGCCCAUUUUUUAUUUUUCAUUUGGAUAUUCGAUUUUUAGUGGUACAGAAAUGCACAAGCAUGUGAAAUGUUAUAAAUAUAUUAGGUCAUGUGACAUGAGCUUGAAAUAUACGCAUUUCCUGAUACUUCAAAGAAAUCAUGAUUUUAGCAUAUCACAUUUAACUUGCUUGUGCAGGAACAUUUUUGUGCUUCUGUGCUAUGAGUGUCAUAUAGAACUAACUGUUUUAACCGAUUUCAGGCCAGAAUUACAGAAUGACAAAAUUCAUGUUAUUUGUUUAAAAUUAUGUCACCAAAUGAGUUAUAUAUUUUAGUUCCAUUUUGGAGGAAAUACUUCAUUUACUUUAUUUUGGUUUUGAAUGGUAGUUUCAUUUUUGUUAUUCUUUAUAUUUUGUUAUCAUUAGGUUUUAAAUGAUCAAGAAGUUUUGAAUUUCAUUUCACUGGCUCUGACUUCAUUGAAAACAGGCAGAUUCUAUUUGACAUUUAGCAGUUGGCAUAAGAUAUCAACAAAUAUUAGAGAAAACAGCUUGUUAACCAGUCUCGAUUAUGGAGACUGUAACUUUUGCUCAUUUUACCUAAGAGUGGAGUUUCAAAAUUCUUUUAUGUAUACUUUUUAACCUGACUGUGAUAAUGUCCACUACGUAGGUAUUAUGUAUUAAGUGAAAACCUUUUUUUUAUUAUAAAGUUUCCAACAGUUUUUGGACUUUUGAACGAAUAACAACCUAAAACUUUUUAUCGCGGAAUUUAUAAUGUUUACAAUAUUAGUAUUAUAUUCUCAAUAUUAUAUGUAAAGGGCAAUAUCAUUGAAAAGAAAAUAAAAAAAGGGCAAUGCCAUACAUUGUUGAAUAUUCAGACCUGUUUUAGUUUUUUACAUAAGAUAUUAAUAUAAUUUAAGACAUUUUAAUAUUUAAAUGUAAAGUGGAGAUUUUAUUAUUGUACAUUGUAUAUAUGGAGCACAGAU
This is a messenger RNA of Acanthoscelides obtectus, 5820 nucleotides long. The record is from the annotation of a GenBank genome assembly. Lineage: Eukaryota; Metazoa; Arthropoda; Insecta; Coleoptera; Chrysomelidae.